Aspergillus melleus is the source of this 3948-nucleotide messenger RNA. It is a transcript of the gene bud4, whose product is annotated as putative GTP binding protein (Bud4). Lineage: Eukaryota; Fungi; Ascomycota; Eurotiomycetes; Eurotiales; Aspergillaceae. Bases 1 to 3948 code for a protein of 1315 amino acids. The record is from RefSeq and is a predicted model, not a curated record. Gene Ontology annotation, molecular function: GTP binding. The transcript is spliced from 5 exons.
AUGAAAGCAACGAGAAACAUUGAGUCGUCGCCCUACGACGCCCCUGCUUCACCGCGUCUCUUCUGGCAAGGUCGCGAAUCUGGCUCUCCUUUCCACAGGAGCUCGGAGAAUCAGGCACCUUAUGACCCGGAGUCAUCUUUUACUCCGUCAAAGCGGCCCUCUCUCGAGAAUCUCAAGCGGCAGUCGCGCGUCAAGAACAGCCACAUGUUCCGUGACCACAAUCAAGAGUACGAUCCCGCCCAGGUUUACGUGCCCCAGCGACCAUUGUCCACGAGCAAGUCGCCGCAGAAGCAAUCGCAGGGAGCCCAUGAUCGAGAUGCUGCCCAGCAGAUUGGGCCCCGACCACCAUCGCCUAGCAAGGAUCAAGUGCCCCCGGCCAAGUCCUCCUUAUCUAGAGCGAGCCGCUUCGGUGUUAAAGAUAUGGGCUUCGAUCCGGAGAACGAGAUUUGGUCGGACUUCGACAAUCGAUACCAGAAGAGCGUGACGUUCGAUGCUGCGCCACCUCAGGUCAAUGAAUAUGAGAUGACUACCCCCGAUCCAUCCUCGAUCGCAUCAGGAUCGCGCGACGGCAGCUAUGACUCCGAAGAGGACGAGGCCGAUAUCAGUUUCGACCGUGAAUCAUCCAUGGACCGCGAUGAUAGCUUCGAUGCCUCGUUGGAGGACCUCGAAAAGACCCCCGUCGUGCUGCCCGAGGAUUGGCGCUACAUGAGCCCAGCCAACGCGAACGAGGACUUGGUGAAAGAAGACGAGGACCCCUUCACGGAGGACGAGAGCGAGAGUGGUGAUGUGCGGCCGUCAUCGCGCCAGGAGUUGCCAGCAACCCAUGCCCGUGUCGAGUCCAUAGACUCGAACGAGGAGCGCCGACCGUUACCACCGUUGCCCGCUGCAGGUCGGACGUCGUUCUCCCCGCGCCCUUCGUCUCCCGGUAAACUGGCCGCUGCAUUUGAGCGUGGUAGUGGCGGCGGUAGUCAACGGGGUCUGCCUCCCCCUCCUGGCCCAGCUACCUACAGCAAGUCUGACAUCACGGACCUGAGCCACCCUUCCAUGUCGCUGGAGGACAGACUCCGAUUAAUGAUGAUUCAGGAAAAUGAACGUAAAGGUCAUGAUGAGGAGCAGCAGCAGCAGCAGCCCCAGAUUGAGGAAGAUGACGAGCGACACUCCAACGUGGUGGAGCCCCAGGCUGAACACGUGGAGAAAAAGGACAAUGAGGAGACCGAAAAUCAGGAGAAUGAAGAAACUGCAGAGGAUGCGUCGGGGAGAUACUCGCCGCCUCACAUCUCUCGCGAUUCGAUUUUGAGAGAUCUCCGGAAGAGCGAGAGCUUUAUGGACGACUCGUUCGAAACGUCCUCGCAGAUCGAGUCCGACAACGAAGAAUACAUGCAUUAUGACCCCGACGUUCCAAUUCCGUCGCUUGAAAACGAUAACGACUAUGAUGAUGACGACGACACUAACAGCGUUAUUGUCAAACAAGAAGAACCCGACCAUGACCUUUAUGACAUACCCGACUAUUAUGAAAAUGUUCCCUCCAAGGACUCGUCCUUUAAGAGUUUGCAGGACAAGCAUGUCCUUGAUGGCGAGAACAAAUACUCGAGUCAAACCCCUGAAGACUUCACUCAGUCACGCGGGUCGCAAUCUGACGGACAGUCGACCCCUGUCCCAGGGGAACGCAACGAGCAGACUGAAAACAAGACAGCAAGCCCAGAGCACCAGGACUUGACCCCCAACGAGGCUGAUUGCGCACCCAAGAUGGCAGCUCUCCGAGAGUCUCUUCAACGGCCUAGGACUCCUGAGGAUGACCAUGAUCAGGUGUCGGAGCCAUCCACCCCUGACUCUGUUAUUAGACAUCCCAUGAAUGGCGAUGAGAGUGAUCGCGACGUAUCACCCGCCGACGAAGCUAUCCCCGACCCUGUUGCAACCAUCAAGGCCCACGGAGCCGGACUCAAAACACGGCCCUCGUUGACCCCCGCGGACGUCGACUCGAUGGCCGCUACCCGACGUCAAGUCAGCGGGCAACAUAUUCCACCGAUGCCUCACCACACUCACACCCAGCAGCAGGAAGCUGACCCGUCCGAAAACAAUCCCCCCUCCGAAGGACUCCUCGCCGCUCCCCAAGCACCCAAGGAGGCUGCCCAGCGACAGAGUAGCCUGAUGCAGUUAGAUAUCCCGUUCAGCAUCCAGGAGGAGAGCCUUGGUUUUGGCCUGGAUAAAGAAUUCGAUCGAGUGAUCGAAACCCAAAAGAGAGGCUAUCUCAUGCGACAGAACACCAAGGUGAUCAUCGCCAGCAGUCGCCCCGAAGAAGAGCCUGCCCCUGUCCCCGCCGAAGGUCCCAGCGAUGCCCGUGCCGCCAGAUCCCCCGCACCCUCCCCGCGCAAAGCAAGCCAGCAGACGUGGACGACGGUCCCUUGGAAUGGUCAGCCCCGGCGUUCAAGCAUCCGCACUUCCUCGAGCGCCAUUCGCAAGAAGCCCGUCUCAGGCCCCGUGCCUCCUCUCCCCGGACAGCAGAGUAACGUUCAAGAGACGCCCGCCACUAUCGAAGAAAGCGAGCCUGCACUAAACGGAGCCUUGGAAGAAGGCGAAGAGCGCGGUCGUCUUUUUGUUAAGGUCGUCGGCCUGAAGUACCUGGAUCUGCCAGUUCCGCGAGGCGAGCGAUCGUAUUUCUCUCUGACAUUGGACAACGGGUUGCACUGCGUGACCACAGCGUGGCUGGAACUCGGAAAGUCCGCUCCGAUCGGACAAGAAUUCGAACUCAUCGUCCAGAAUGAUCUCGAAUUCCAGCUUACUCUGCAGAUGAAGGUUGAUGACGAGCGCUUCCGCACCCCGGAGCCGGCCCCUCAGGCCUCGCCAACCCGGCAAAAGGCAUCGACGUUUAGUCGAGUUUUCGCGUCGCCCCGGAAGCGUAAGGAGCUUGAUAUGAAGCAGCAGCUGGCCUCGCAGCAACAAAAGGGCAAAGAUGCCAACGCCGGGGUGUGGGAUCGAUUAAGGAGUCUCAUCGCCCGGGACGGCAGCUUUGCUCGCGCAUACGUCGCUCUCAGCGACCACGAAAAACAUGCUUUCGGGCGACCGUACACCGUCGAUAUCGCCUGCUUCAACGAAUGGGCGGUUGAGGAGCAGCCGAGUAGCGUCAAGAGCAAAAAGAGCACCGCCAGCUCGGCAUCUCAGCGUCGACCGCCUUACAAGAUCGGCAAGUUGGAGCUGCAGCUACUGUUUGUUCCCCGCCCCAAGGGCACCAAGGACGACGACAUGCCCAAGAGCAUGAACGCUUGUAUCCGGGAAAUGCGAGAUGCCGAAAGUGUCUCGGCUCGCAGCUACGAAGGGUUCCUUUCCCAACAGGGAGGAGAUUGUCCGUACUGGCGGCGUCGUUUCUUUAAGCUUCAGGGGUCCAAACUCACCGCGUUCCACGAGACCACGCGACAGCCUCGUGCCACGAUCAACUUGUCGAAAGCCGCAAAGCUUAUUGACGACCGGUCUUCGUUGACCCAGAAGGAGACGACCACGCGCGGUGGUGGACGCCGCAAAUCCGCCUUCGCCGAAGAAGAGGAGGGAUACAUGUUUGUGGAGGAGGGAUUCCGGAUUCGCUUCGGCAACGGCGAGGUGAUUGACUUCUAUGCCGACAGCGCAGCCGAAAAGGACGGAUGGAUGAAAGUGCUAGCCGAUGCUGUAGGCAAAGGCUCGGGCGGCAGCAAUCAGACGAAGCCAUGGACCGAUUUCGUGCUGAAGCAUGAACGCAGCGUCAAGGCACGGCGGGAGCCGGAGGCGUCGACGUCGACAUCGUCCCUAGGCGGACCUCCGCCCCCACGCAAAGACGCGCCUCCGCCUCCGCCUUCCUCCGCCUCCCGCGUUCCGGGUCCGCCCGCCUCGUCGCGGCCUCGUCACCGCCACACCCAGUCCCAGCCCGAAGUUCGCAGCGCGGAUGCUCGGCGCAACAAGGCUCGCUCCUUGAUGUUUUAA